Molecule: messenger RNA, 858 nt
Organism: Alternaria arborescens
Lineage: Eukaryota; Fungi; Ascomycota; Dothideomycetes; Pleosporales; Pleosporaceae
Exons: 1
Coding region: 1-858 (285 amino acids)
Biological process (GO): ribosomal large subunit assembly; rRNA processing
Cellular component (GO): nucleus
Molecular function (GO): nucleic acid binding; exonuclease activity
Source: RefSeq, a predicted model, not a curated record
AUGCGCGAAUACCGACCAAGUGAGCUCGAUCGCUUGCAUCAAAUCCAUGAAACUCCUCGAUUUCAUCCGGACCGUGCUACUUCCGUUAAGUUUGCCGUCGCAAUCGACUGCGAGAUGGGCACGGCUAGAAACGGAGAUUCUGAGCUUAUUCGUUUAAGCGCCAUCGAUUAUUUGACCGGCGAAGUGCUGAUUAACAACCUGGUGAAGCCGGAUCAGCCAAUGCUGCAUCUCAAUACCAAGUGGUCGGGUGUCACUUGGGAUCAAAUGAAUGAGGCUGUGAGAAAGAAGACCACGCUGAAGGGGAAGUCUGGGGCAAGAAGACUGCUGUGGAAAUUCGUAGGGCCUGACACAGUCAUCGUAGGACAUAGUGUUCACAACGAUCUGAAGGCAUUGAAGUUGAUUCAUCCACGGGUUGUAGACUCCUACGUGGUAGAGCAUAAAAUCAUCGAGGAGAAGAAGGCAAUCGAAGCGCGAGAAAAGAAAGCGAGUGAAGCAGCGGCGAGAAUAAUAGAGGAAUGCCUUCCAGCGAUCGCAGGGCUAGCUGAUGGUCAUGAGUCUUCCCUGACGACCAACAGCCAGAUGGUAGGGAACUCAACUACCGCCACUGAUGGUGUACCCAAAAAGAAAAAGGCCAAGGGUACAGGCGACUUAGCUUUGAAGACAUUGCUGAAGAAGUAUCUCGCCACUGAUAUCCAGACCAAAGGCAACAAAGGCCACGAUAGCUUGGAAGAUGCGACUGCGGCGAGAGACUUGAUUCAUUGGAUGGUCAGUAAUGUCCCGCUACGAACUGCAUGUAAGACAAACCCUGACUUCCAACUCUCAUAUUUAGGUCAUGCGCAUACUACAGGAGAGGGAUGA